AUGACUAUCGAUAUUAUCAAAUUAAAAUGGUAUCAACGUAUUUACAAACGUACUGGAGUUUGGAAACAUUUGACAAGUCCUCUGUACAUCUUAACAGUAUUAUAUUUAGCAAUAUUAUUUACACCAGCUACGUUUUUGUCUGCUACGUGGUAUCCUCGGGUCUACCAUAUUACAAAUCAUGAUGAAUCAUUAACGGAGAAAUAUACAAUUAUUUUCAAUAUAUCGGCAGCUGCAUCUAUCAUCAUCUGUCCGAUCCAUGGAUUUCUUCUUGAUUUCCAAGCUGAUCGAAGUAAAGCACGUCAGUGGCUCAAUAUCUCAAUAUCACAGACAAUAACAUGGUUAGUGAGUAUUAUAUCCUGUAUUUUAUGUAUGUUUGUGACAACAAAUAUUAUAAUUGUUGCUCUCAUUUUCAAUGGUAUUGCUCAUGCAACAAUCGAGGCUGGCAAUAUUGCAAUUAUAGCAAGCUGUUUUCCUUCGGAAUAUCUUGGCACGCUAACUGGUGUCAUGUGGACGGUAGCUGGUCUCAUUACUUUGAUUCAAUAUGCACUCAAUGAAUUAACAUACGAUAUACCUAUGUCUUGGAGGGCUUGGCUCAUUUUGGCUGUGUUGAUUACAUUGAUGUUAUGUCAUGUGGUACAAAUGGAACAGCAUCGCAUUCGAACAGGAAAAGUCCGUGUUGAAAAAGUUUCACGUCGUGAUCGAUCAACUCAUCGUAAAUGUUCGACAUCACUGACACGAAUAACUUCUGUCAAACAUAUUUCCAUUCGGUCAGCUAACAGUGUUCGUUCGUCUUCACGAAAUAGAAAAAUAAUCAAAGAUCAUCAUUAUCAAAAUAAUUCAUCUGAUCAUAUUUUCGACAAAUCAGAACAAUCAUCAGUAGGAUCAACGAACACUGUGAAUUCUGUUCGCGUGACAAAAGUUCAACGUGUGCCAUCUGUGUUUCGACCAAAUCCAGUUUCAAGUACAAACAGCUCAUUUGAAAUACUUGCAAAAAGUGAAAUCAAUCUUAGUCAAAACGAGAUUAGCGGCGAACCAACGAAAAGUAUCAAAAAACGAUCAUUGGGGACAAUAGAAAACCUGAUGACCUCGCUACACCAAUAUCGUCAUCCAUCAAAACAGAAAAGUCUCAAAACUUUCAUGAAACUAUGUUGUCGAUGUACACGAAAACGUGCAUUAUUAUUUUUGAUAUGUGCCAUACUUUUUGGUGUUCUUCUCAGCAUACUUCUUAUUAUUCUCUUACGAAAAUCCAAAUCAACAUCAAAUCAAACUUAUCGUGAAGUUUAUCUUCGAUGGAAUACAACUGGUAUUACAAUAUAUGGCACAACAGGUCUUAGAGGAAACACAUCGACACAAUUGUCCAGUUCUUUUGGUUUAGUAUUUGAUUCCGAUGAUAAUCUUUAUAUCGGUGAUCGUUAUAAUCAUCGUGUUCAAAAAUGUUCAAUUAGAAAUACAUCGUGUAUAACCAUAGCUGGUCAAGCAAAUGCUGUUUCAGGAACGAAUAUGAGUGAUCUGAAUGGACCAACUUAUCUUUUUAUGGAUGCAAAUAACAACCUAUACAUAGCAGAUUCAGGAAAUCAACGAAUUCAAUUUUGGACUUAUGGAGCAAAUUAUGGCAAAACGAUUGCUGGAGUAACAGGCUCAGCAGGUUCUGGCUUAAAUUAUUUUAAUAUUCCAUAUGAUGUGGCACUGGAUUCAAGAUCGAAUGCUGUCUAUGUUUCAGAUCAUAAUAAUCAUCGUGUUAUGAAAUAUGUCUUCGGAAAUUUAACCGGGAGUAUUGUUGCUGGCGGAAAUGGUUUUGGAACAAACAAUACACAACUAUAUCGACCUGCUGGUCUCGUUUUCGAUUCAUCAACAAAUGCUCUUAUUGUUGUGAAUUUCGGUGCCACUAAUAUUGUUCAAUGGAAAUUAGGUGAUUCCAAGUGGACAAUUGUUGCUGGUGAUUCGAAUGGAUUGAAUGGAAAUACAUCGACAUUACUUGAUCAUCCAACAGGUGUGACCUAUGAUCCAAUAGGUAAUAUGUAUGUGGCAGAUAUGUUCAAUCAUAGGAUACAAAUGUAUUCCAUUGAUCAAUCAAAUGCAACAACUAUUGUUGGAGUUUCAGGGCAACUUGGUACGAAUUCAGCUAUGCUUAAUUAUCCUGUAUCGGUUGCAUUUGAUCAUCAACUUAAUCUAUAUGUUGCUGAUUCAUUAAAUCAUCGAAUACAGAAGUUUUUACGUUAUUAG
Molecule: messenger RNA, 2223 nt
Organism: Adineta ricciae
Lineage: Eukaryota; Metazoa; Rotifera; Eurotatoria; Adinetida; Adinetidae
Source: the annotation of a GenBank genome assembly